Messenger RNA from Zeugodacus cucurbitae (melon fly), 18078 nucleotides. RefSeq names its product trichohyalin (gene brp). Gene Ontology annotation, molecular function: structural constituent of presynaptic active zone. Gene Ontology annotation, biological process: regulation of synaptic plasticity; maintenance of presynaptic active zone structure; neuromuscular synaptic transmission. The record is from RefSeq and is a predicted model, not a curated record. The transcript has 24 exons. Bases 2189 to 9013 code for a protein of 2274 amino acids. Gene Ontology annotation, cellular component: cytoskeleton of presynaptic active zone. NCBI's taxonomy places the organism in Eukaryota, Metazoa, Arthropoda, Insecta, Diptera, Tephritidae.
UACACAAGCAGUUUCUUUCAUGUUACUACUAUUUGCUAUUUGCCAUUCGCUGUGCGUUUUCUUUUCUUUGCUCUUUCAUUUCUAAUGGAAUUCCCAUACUAUUUACAACAAAAUAUCUACACACCACCCCGCGCCCCACACGCUGCUGACAAAAGCGCGCCAUGUGAGUAAAGACAUUAAGCAAGCCGGAGAGAGUGAGAGUAACACUUUUUCCACUUUGCUUUGCUUUGUUUCGUGCUUCGGUGUGAGCGGUGUGAGAGCUCGCAAGCGCCUGAUGUCCUGCGGCAAUACGAUGGCGCCACAUUUCAUUGAUUACAAGUGCCAUAGCCAAAGAAACGAAGCGCAUGGCAAACGGCGCAACGUACGCUCUGUGUGCUGAGUGCGAGUACUCGUGUGUAGCAUAAUUUCGGUGAGCUCUGCAACACAGUCUGUUAAGAGGUUGAGGGUGGUUGAGAUACAUGUGUAGCUAUGUGGCGUAGGUGUGUGCAUAAAUGUUGUUGUUCAGCAGAAUUGUUGUUAUUGCAACUAACUGAUUUGUUAUCGAUGUGUUUGACUCAAACGAGCACCACAUCACGAGUGCUUGGCACAUAGAGUGCUCCAAGCACGAAGUGGAAAGUUUUGCUCAAUACAAAGUUGCUUUCACCAAGUGGGCUUUCCGUCGUGAUAUACGAACUAUACGAAUGGCAGCGACGACCGGUAGCGGCGACGACGUUUCAGCACUUUUGGGUAUAACAGUAGCGGUUCAUCGAAUUCGCGUUCAGUUCUUAAGGGUAGUUAGUUGGAAAACGGCGUCAAAUCGGGCUAACGGUGCCGCACAAUUGGGUUGAUAGCACAUUUUUUUGUAUUAUACCAAAACUAGUGGUGCAGAAGACGGGCACAGUGCAGAGGGCCACCAACAAGCUGAAAAAUGUAUAUAUAAAUUGGUAGUAGUUGCUGAAAAAGUGUAUACCGCAGUGUUGGGAAUCUAAGAAAUUCAAGCAAAAUUUGUGUUCAAAUGUUGAAAAUUCCAAAUAUCGCAGUCUAGCAACAAAUCGAAUGCAUUGUGCAACCCACCAACAUAUUAAACAAAGCAGCGUCAUGUAAAUAAAUCGCUAGGAGCUAAACGUAUAAAUCAUAAGCCAAGAAAUUCAUCACCGACAGCGACAGCGGCAACGGCAACGGCGGCGACAGCUACACUCAUCAAACCAACCGACUAAAUAACUAAACAACAACUAAAACAAUCAGCAAAGCGACGUUUGGGUCGACAGCCAAUUGACCGAGCAAUCAAACGACAAACAACAAGCAACAAGCGAACAGUGUUAAACACACUUAGUGGCAACGACGCCUAAACGUAUACUAUCACAGCCACGAAAAGUCAACCGAGUACACCCACAAGCGCACCACUAGAGCAUCUAGUAAUUCAAAUAUAGAAUAACUAACUGAGGGCAAACAUAAAAUUUGAUUGCCUGUUGCCCAACCGAGCGGGACGCAAACCGCCGCGAAUCGACAGUGAAGGCCGGAGAGAGAAAGGAAGGCGACAGCAACGACGGCGUGCAGACGCAGGAAAUAAGACAUUCUUUACACGCUCGCAGUGUAGGGGCAGCAGAGGUGAGCCGUGUAGGCGGUUAAUUGGAAAUUUUCUUCUGUUAACGGUUGUUCCGAGAAAGCAGUCAAAAUUCAUCGGCUAAGCAAGAGUGAUUAAAAAACGUGACAGAUACAAUAUCAAAGAAAAAAGAAAACAAAAAUAAAAACAAAAGCAUAAUAAUAAAAACAUAAAGGAAGCAAACAAGAGAAAUUAUAAAAAAACAUAUAAAAAUUACAAAAUCUCCCUCUAAACGUUGUACUUAGCACCCAAUCGGGCUUAAACUAGAAUCAGUUCUUUGAGACUUCUUAACGAAUUAAGCGAAAGAAAUCGAAAAAAUUUCAAAUUAUUAAAGCAGAUUUACAUAUAUAGUUACUUUUUGCGUCGCCUUAUAAAAAAACUAAUCGCACAUAUUCGUACAUAUACACACACAUAUAUACAUAUAUAUAAUUGCUAUUGUCCUCGUACUCGUAUAUGUGAAGAAAGCGGAGGGAAGCAGCGAGAAAACGAAAACAAAAAAGUAUACGAAAUUAAGGGAAAACACAAAGAAAAACACUUAGAAGCCGAGAGCCACUAAUCUGAGCAGUGUGAAGCGAGCGAGAAUCCGCGGACCGACCGCGGCAGAUUAUGUCACGAGACGAUUACAAUCCUGUAACUAGCUCUGGUGUUCGUAGCCCGGGUCGCUCAAGGCGGCUCACGGAAUUGCCAACUGUAGAUCGGUCGCCAUCACGAGACUACGGUGCACGUGGAAGUCCCCUAGCAAUGGGCAGUCCAUACUAUAGAGACAUGGAUGAGCCAACAAGUCCAGCCGGUGCAGGCCACCAUCGGAGUCGGAGUGCCAGCAGACCGCCGAUGUCACACGCCAUGGAUUAUCCGAGAACGCGUUACCAGUCGCUGGAUCGCGGUGGCUUGGUUGAUCCACACGAUCGUGAGUUUAUACCAAUACGCGAGCCACGCGAUCGCUCACGUGAUAGGUCUCUCGAGAGGGGAUUGUAUUUGGAGGACGAGUUGUAUGGACGUUCGGCGAGACAAAGUCCUAAUCCUAUAGGUUACCAAACGGGCUUACCAACAUCGGAUCGAGCGUAUCUGGGCGAUCUACAGCAUCAGAAUACAGAUCUGCAGCGCGAAUUAGGUCAACUUAAGCGUGAAUUAGAACUGACAAAUCAAAAAUUGGGCAGUUCGAUGCACAGCAUAAAGACCUUUUGGUCGCCGGAGUUGAAGAAAGAGCGAGCGCUGCGUAAGGAAGAGAGCGCCAAAUACAGUUUGAUUAAUGACCAGCUAAAGUUGCUGAGCACGGAAAAUCAAAAACAAGCAAUGUUGGUGCGUCAAUUGGAGGAGGAGUUGCGCAUGCGUAUGCGACAGCCUAACAUUGAAAUGCAACAACAAAUGGAGGCUUUGUACGCGGAGAAUGAUCAUUUGCAGCGCGAGAUCAGUAUAUUACGUGAGACAAUUAAGGAUCUUGAGUGUCGCGUGGAAACACAAAAGCAAACGCUCAUUGCGCGCGAUGAAAGUAUCAAGAAAUUAUUAGAAAUGUUGCAAACUAAGGGAAUGGGUAAAGAGGAGGAGCGACAGAUGUUCCAGCAAAUGCAAGCCAUGGCCCAAAAACAGAUGUACGGCACAUACGGCCCGACUGGAAGUCCGCCACUACCCGACAUAAUCGGUCAGUAUUACGCGCCUACCGGCUACGGUCUCGGUGUUGGUCCGCCGCCACCACCACCGAGCACCUACGACAUGUUCGGCCCCACCGCUUCGGCUGCCGGUUAUCUAUACGAACCGACCCUGGGCAGUUCUGUCGCCGCUGGCCUCUACGGUCAGCAUCCAUCGCCGAUACGACGACGCCGUUACAGCAUCGCCGGUCUGCCAUCGGCCUCGAUGAUGAACGAUUACUAUGGACUAUAUGCGCCACAAAUGCAGCAGUCCUCCUCUUCGAAUAUAGUGAAUCUGUUGAAUGAGGCGCACAAAUCCAUUUCGCGCUCCUCCCAGAUACUUAAUCAACAUGCGCGCAUGCAACAGGCCACACAGCCGGUUACACCGCUCUCACAUUAUCCUGGACGCAUUAUAUCUAGCUACCCGACCUUGCAUCCGGGCGAUACAUCGCCGCCAUACCUUAACGACAACCUCAUGCAGAUGUCGGCGAGUUUUUCAUCGCAGCCGAACAUGUACUUCCAACAGUAUGCCCCGUCGUCGGCGGCGGCCACAGCGGCAGCGGCCCAACAAUCAGCAGCAGCGGCGGCGGCAGUAGCCGCUCAACAAGCGGCCACCGGUGGCCAUUUGGGCGGAAGGCUAUUGCGGCCGGCCUACUCAGUGUCAAAUUUAAAUUACUUGAACUAUCCGAGCAAAUACACUUCAGGUGGUGUUAGUGGUAUUGGUGGUAGUAGUAGUUAUGCGAAUCCAUUCUCUCAGUCCAUAUUCAGUCAGACCGAUUUGCCAUAUAGCAUGAGUUCGUUGUUGCAGCAACGCAAUCUAAUGCCAUCGCUGCACGCCUCCAAUCCGGCUAUAUCGCAGUAUUAUCAGUACGCCACACAGGCACCGCAUACGCAUACGCAUCCGCUUGCCUACAAUUUGCAACAGCAAUUUGCGGGCACCCAACAUUAUGCACACCAGCUGCCGCUCGGCGCCCAGCACCCGUCGGCGCACAUCCACCACUCGGUACAGCAGCAGCUGAAUCCGUUGCAUCAGUACCACGUGCACCAGCAGCAGCAUCACAUGCAAACGCAUCCACUAGCGGCGUUACGCGAAACGAGUGGACCAUUCGCGGCGACACUCACCAGCAGCGCGCUGGACGACGCGGGGCUGACUGGGCGCGCUGGUCUCAGUGCAGGCGGUGGCGUUGGUGGCGUUGGCGGUGUGGCGACUGGCGCGGCGGGCGUUGCAGCUGCGUCCGCAUACGAUAGCCUACAUACAACGCCGUCAUAUCAGCAUCAUCACCACCAACAACAACAGCAGCAGCAGCAACACCUCAGUCACUUAAGCCAACAGCAAUUGCACCACCACCAUCAUCAUCCCACAACAUCUGCCCCAUUAAGCCAUACAAGCACUCCAUACCAUCAUCACCAACACAUGUCGCCAUAUUCGAAACUAGAUUUAGACUAUCCGAAACUGCCAUCCGAGCAUAAACGACAAUUGGACGAAUUCCGUCUUGAAAUACAAAGAAGGGAUCAAGAAAUAUUGGCGAUGGCGGCCAAAAUGAAAACUUUGGAAGAGCAACAUCAGGACUAUCAGCGGCACAUAGCGGUUCUGAAGGAGUCGCUAUGUGCCAAGGAGGAGCACUACAAUAUGCUGCAGACUGAUGUUGAGGAGUUGCGCGCCCGCCUGGAGGAGAAGAAUCGCUUGAUUGAGAAGAAGACACAAGGCACACUACAAACGGUACAGGAACGGAAUCGUCUGACUAGUGAACUCACCGAAUUGAAGGAUCACAUGGAGAUUAAAGAUCGCAAAAUCAACGUGUUACAGCGAAAGAUUGAGAAUCUCGAGGAUCUGCUCAAGGAGAAGGAUAACCAGGUGGAUAUGGCGCGGGCACGUCUGUCGGCAAUGCAGGCUCAUCAUAGUAGCUCCGAGGGCGCUCUCACAAGUCUCGAAGAAGCCAUUGGUGACAAAGAGAAACAAAUGGCCCAACUGCGAGAACAGCGAGAUCGUGCCGAACAUGAAAAGCAAGAGGAGCGCGAAUUACAUGAGCGUGAAAUUGCCGAUUAUAAAAUCAAGUUGCGUGCACUCGAGAGUGAAGUGGAGAAAUUGAAUACACGCCUGGAGCGUGCUGUCACCGAACGUGAACGCUUGGAGAUCAAAUUGGAGGCGUCACAAAGUGAAUUGGGCAAAUCGAAGGCGGAGCUGGAGAAGGCCACCUGCGAGAUGGGACGCAGCAAUGCCGAUUGGGAGUCCACCAAACAACGUAUCGCCCGUCUGGAAUUGGAGAAUGAACGCUUGAAACACGAUCUGGAACGUUCACAGCUGCAGCUAGAAGAACAGACCACACUACAUAAAUCCGUACAAAAAUUAAUGCUCGAGUCAGGACGCUUAUCGACAACAUUUGGCCGCACAACAAUGACUACUUCUCAAGAAUUGGACCGAGCACAAGAGCGCGCCGACAAGGCAGCCGCGGAACUGAGGCGAACACAGGCUGAGCUCCGCGUCACACAGUCGGAUGCGGAGCGUGCUCGUGAAGAGGCGACCGCGUUGCAGGAGAAGCUCGAGAAGAGUCAAGGUGAAGUGUAUCGCCUUAAAGCGAAGCUCGAGAAUGCACAAGGUGAACAAGAGAGCCUGCGCCAGGAGCUGGAGAAGGUGCAGGGCGGUGUGUCACGCAUACAUGCCGAUCGAGAUCGCGCCUUCUCGGAAGUGGAGAAGAUGAAGGAAGAGAUGGAGCGAACUCAGGCCACACUGGGCAAAGCACAACUGCAGCAGGAGAAACUGCAGAACUCAUUGGAUAAAGCCCAGAAUGAGGUCGAUCACUUGCAGGAGAAACUCGACAAAUCGGUAGCUGAAAACAGACGCUUGGUACUCGAAAAAGAGAAGCUUACCUACGACUAUGACAACUUACAGUCGCAGCUGGACAAGGCGCUGGGGCAGGCGGCGCGUAUGCAAAAGGAACGCGAAACCCUUACGCUCGACACAGAUCGCAUACGCGAGAAACUAGAGAAGACUCAGAUGCAACUAGCACGUAUACAAAAAGAGCGGGAUCAGUUCUCCGAUGAGUUGGAAACACUCAAAGAACGCUCCGAGUCAUCGCAAACCUUACUGAUGAAAGCGGCGCGCGAUAAGGAGGCAAUGCAAACCGAUUUGGAAGUGCUCAAGGAGCGUUAUGAAAAGUCGCACGCCAUACAACAAAAAUUGCAGAUGGAGCGUGACGACGCUGUUACCGAGGUGGAGAUACUUAAAGAGAAACUAGACAAAGCACUGUAUGCUAGUCAGAAGCUCAUCGAUGAGAAAGACACCUCCAAUAAAGAAUUUGAGAAGAUGCUUGAGAAGUACGAUCGCGCGCAAAAUGAAAUUUAUCGACUACAGUCACGUUGUGAUACUGCCGAAGCAGAUCGUGCACGUUUAGAAGUCGAAGCAGAACGUUCCUCUUUGGCUGCGUCCAAGGCGCGUGAGGAUCUGCGCAAAUUACAAGAGGAGAGCACUCGUUUACAGGAAGCCUGUGAUCGCGCCGCGCUGCAACUGAGCAGAGCCAAGGAAAGCGAAGACAAUGCACGUGUUGAGCUCGAGCAUAAUCGUGAACGUUUCGAUAAGAUACAGACCGAUUUGCGACGAUCGCAAGGUGAAAAAGAACACUUGCAAUCCGAGUUGGAACGUGUCACAUACGAACUGGAGCGCGCACAUGCCGCACAAACCAAAGCCAGCGCCAGUGUGGAAGCGGCAAAGGAGGAAGCUGCGCACUAUGCUGUUGAAUUAGAGAAAAUGCGCGAUCGCUAUGAGAAGAGUCAAGUGGAGUUACGUAAACUUCAGGAUACCGAUACAUUUGGACGUGAGACCCGUCGCCUUAAGGAAGAAAAUGAGCGUCUCCGUGAAAAACUGGACAAAACCCUUAUGGAACUCGAAACGAUUCGUGGCAAGUCCCAAUAUGAAUCCGAAUCCUUUGAAAAAUACAAAGACAAGUAUGAAAAGAUUGAGAAUGAAAUUCAAAACAUGGAAUCCAAACUGCAUGAGACCACCCUGCAACUGGAAUUGUCGAAGGGCGAGGUUGCUAAGCUACUUGCCAAUCAAGAGAAACAACGUAGCGAGUUGGAGCGGGCGCAUAUUGAGCGCGAGAAGGCACGUGACAAGCACGAGAAACUGCUAAAGGAGGUGGAGCGAUUGCGUCUGCAGCAACAAUCGGCCAUCAGCCCUGGCGAGUCGGUGCGCGCAUCGAUGUCGGCGGGCGAGCGCCAAGAGAUCGAUCGAUUACGCGAUCGACUCGAGAAGGCGCUGCAAUCGCGCGAUGCCACCGAACUCGAAGCGGGCCGCCUCGCCAAGGAGUUGGAGAAGGCGCAGAUGCAUUUAGCCAAACAGCAGGAAGCGAACGAAUCCACGCGCAUCGAAUUCGAACGCAUGUCUGCCGAACUCGGCCGCCUGCACGAUCGUCUCGAGAAGGCAGAGGCCGAGAAGGAGUCACUACGCCAAUCAGCACGCAAUGGCGCAGACAAACCGCAUCCACAACUCGAAAAGCACAUGCAGAAAUUGGAAGCCGAUUGCAAGCAAUUGGCCAUCGAACGGGAGCAAUUGGUGUUACAGCUCGAGAAGAGCCAAGAGAUAUUGAUGAAUUUCCAAAAGGAGUUGCAAAAUGCCGAAACCGAAUUGCAAAAAGCGCGUGAAGAGAACCGCAAAAUGCGCAAUGGUCAUCCGGUAUCACCCGCGGCGCCUGCCGAGCUACAAGCCAUGCAACAGGAGAUACAGGUGUUGCAACAAAAGUUACAAGAAUCCGACAAAGCACUACAGGCCGCUAGUGCCGCAGCGGGCGCGAGUGGCGCCAAUCGGGAGGAGGUCGAGCAGUGGCGCAAGGUGCUCGAAGCUGAGAAGAAUCGCGCAGAAAUGGCCGAUAAAGCCGCACAAGAAAUGCAUAAACGCAUACAAUUGAUGGAUCAGCACAUUAAGGAGCAGCAUCAACAAAUGCAGAAGAUGCAACAGCAGAUAGCACAACAGCAACAACAACAACAACAACAACAACAGCAACAACAAGUGUCCGGUAAUGCUCAAGAAGUAACGAAGGAGCUGGAGAAGGUGAAAGGUGAACUGCAGUCCGCCUGCACUGAACGCGACCGUUUCCAACAACAGCUGGAGUUACUGGUACAGGAACUGGAGAAGAGCCAGCUUUCAAACCAGGAGCAAUCGAAACAAUUGCAAACUGCCCAACAACAAGUGCAACAGCUGCAGCAACAGGUGCAAAUGUUGCAACAACAAGUACAACAACUACAGCAGGCGGGCACUUCCGGUGCAGCCGCCACCGAUGUGCAGCGUCAACAAUUGGAGCAACAACAGAAACAAUUGGAGGAAGUGCGCAAGCAGAUCGACAACCAAGCCAAGGCCACGGAAAGCGAGCGCAAGAUCAUCGAAGAGCAGCGCAAGCAGAUCGAAGCCAAACGCAAGGAUAUCGAGGAGAAAGAGAAGAAAAUGGCCGAUUUCGAUGUGCAGUUACGCAAGCGAAAGGAGCAAAUGGAUCAGUUGGAGAAGUCGCUGCAAACGCAGGGUGGCGGUGCUGCGGCAGCCGGCGAGCUUAACAAGAAACUCAUGGACACACAGCGACAACUAGAAGGCUGCGUUAAGGAACUGCAAAACACCAAGGAGGAGCACAAAAAGGCAACCACCGAAUGCGAACGAUUACUUCAACUGGUGCAAAUGUCGCAAGAGGAACAGAAUGCCAAGGAGAAAACCAUUAUGGACUUACAACAAGCCUUAAAGAUCGCUCAAGCAAAAGUGAAACAAGCACAAACGCAGCAGCAACAAGAUGCUGGACCAGCUGGAUUCUUGAAGAGCUUUUUCUAAAGAGUAUUACUUGAUAACUUGAAAACAAACAAAUACGAGAAGCAACAGAACUUUUCAUUAUUACACUGUACAUUUAACUACCAGUAACCUCAGUAUUGAUUUCAUUAUAAUAAUGAACAAUGGAAAAGAAGUAUUGGAAAUCUUUUUUACUCAACUUUUGCUGAACGCUGUCUUUUUCUAAUUAUUGUUUUCUUGUAAACAAAAACAAAAUAUACGCAGAUUAAUGUUAAAUAUUGUGAACAAAGUACUACUGUAAUCAUUACUCUUCAUACUAAUUACAAACGGAUGCUUCUCUACGAUUUACACGACAAGUGGACAGACAUAUCCGUCACAAACACAUACAUACAAACACACGUAUUCUUGGACCAUCCAAUUAAAACAACAAUUUGGCAAACUAGCGUUGGAGAAGAACGGUGAGCAGUUGGAGAGUCCAGCGCGCCAGUAUUUGAACGAAUAUGGAAGAUUUUCAGCGCAAAAUUGAUGUGUGUAACGGUGCAUUCGCUAUGAGUGAUACUAAAAAUGUGCACUGUGUGUUUAGAAAAGGCGGACAGUUACAGGUUUGAAAGCAAAAUAAGCGUAAAAAAAUUGUUGGUGAGAACACAAAUGUAGCAGAUUUAUAGAGAAUGAAAAAUACAUGACAUAUAUGAAUAUGUAGGUAUGUUUCUAACUUAAAUAUGAAUGCCGGAGAAGGAGUAUUGGAAAAUAUGUGUAGCAAAAUAGACGUGACAGUUAGUAAAUAUAAAUAUAUACAUAUUAGAAAAAUAAAUAAAUAAAAAACAAAAAACAAUGGAAAUAAUAUUAAAUAUACUACAUAUAUGCAGAGUUAUAGUUAGUUUAUUAAAAAAGUGAAAAACAAUAUAAUAUUAAAAUUAAUUAUGUAAAUAUUAGAAGAAAUUGUAGCAAAAAAAAAAAAAAAACAAAACACAAAAAAGCAACUUUUAUUUUAAAUAACUUAAUAAAAUAUACAAAAUUAAAAAAAUUAAAAAAUUUACAAAUACAAAUACAAAUUGAAACAAUACCAUAGUGUAUUAGUGGACCAAGAGGCCAUGUCACAAACUUCGUUAAACAAUUAAGUCAUACAUAUACAUACAUACAUAUUUGCAUAUUAAAUAUAAUAUAAAUAAAUCUAGCAAUAUACAUUUAUAUAUAUACAUACAUACAUAUAAUAUGGUUAUAUACAUAUAUUAUAAAAACAAUAAAAAAUAACAAAAUAUAGCUCUAAACUAAAAACUAUUCAUACUCGUAAAUAAUAUCUAUAAAUAUACCGCUAAAUAUAAAUAGUUUGUUCAGCAAUAUUAAUUAAAAGUACCUUUAAACAAAUUUAAUACCGAUUUACUUCAUUGGAGGCACACUCUUACAACAAUACAUACUGCAACAAUAAUUACAAAUACGCUGUUCGAAAUAUGUAUCACAGAAAACAACCAGUCAAUAGUUACUGUAAACGUACCUACCACAAGUAACUGUACUUUUCAACUACGUACAUUCAUUCACAGCGUGUUCCAUAUUUGUAUAUGUGUAUGUAAACCCAAACGAGCAUAGAAUGACUAACUCACACUCACAAACGUACAAUAUUACCCAUAUAACGUACAAUAUAUAUAUGUAUGUAUGUACAAUUCACUAACCAAUUAACUAAAUACUUGCCUCUUUUCAAUGAAUUCAAAUAUCGUAUUCGGCUGCAGUUACUCGUACAUACAAACACACAUACAUAUAUUCGAUUAUAUAAUAUCAUACUAGAAGUAAUUAACCGUUAAAUAGCUGCAUGUGUGUACAACACACAAGUUGCAAGUCCAAAUCGAACCCGUUUGUCAAACGUCUCUUUCAUAUAUUUAAAGCCACUUCGGCUAGAUAAAUCAAGAAAAUUUAACUUUCCAAAUUAAAUUAAAUGUUUAUCAACUGUCUGUCUAUUAUCCCACAGAUGUCAUUAGAACCACUCGAUUUCUAUAUGUUUACUUUGUUCGCUUCACAUACACAUACACAUACAUAUUGUGUAAAUUUCUUGCUUCACUCUCGUAUAAAUAAAUAUGAAUAUUAUGCAAAAUAUCUCAAGCUCAGUCAUAAUCUGUAUAUAUAUGUAAAUAGUAUAGUGUUGAAUAAUAAUAUACAUACAUACUUAUAGAAUAAAAAAAUAUCCUGCAUAGCCCACAGUCAUCAUCACAAACACACAGCCUCAAAUGAUGACAUAAACAUAUUGCAAAAGCAAAAUAACAACAAAUAAUAACAAUAACAACGUAAUUAAAACUAUAGUAAAAAUAAAUAUAAUAACAAUAAUAAUACUACUAAUACUAUAAUAAUAAAUACAUAAUCAAGAGUACGAUAUUGGUGUAUAGUAAAAGGAACCGUUAAGGAACAAUCUAACAGAACACAUCCUACUUUCUUCGUUUAUUCGUGCCGGAAUUCAAUUUUCAUUUGACUAAUAAAAAAUCAUAGUUAUCAUACUGCAUAUAUAUUUCCAAAGACAGUUGAACUUCCCAUUCUCGAAUCACCAUAAUCCACAAAAAACUUCGAGUUAGAGAGACUUCCGAGUUAUGGAAGGUAAUUUGUAUGAAAUUCAAGAGCACGAGUUAUGGAAGUUCAACUGUAUACAAAAGUGUGUAUGUGGAGGUGCGAACACACUUAACGGAUCAAAUGUAGUAUAAAGCUCCGCAUGGUUUAUAAUAUAAGACUAUCCAAUAAUGUUCCAUAGGAAGAUUUUGUUCAUUAUGUCAGAGGAUCAUUAAAAUCGGGAAAGAAUGGCUGAAUGACAGUUCGGAUGCUCCCAAAAAUGUUAUUAGAAGCAUGUUCUUAGACGUAGGAUAUGUCUUAUUGCUGUCAAUUUCUCUUCCUGUUUUAAUUACCCCGAAAAUAAUAUCAAAUCAGAGUAUUUAUGACAGUUAUAAAAAAUGUUCAAAUAACAAAGAAAAGAAUUAACUGUCAAAGGAGAACACUUUUGAAUGAAAAAAAUAACCGCGAGGAGUGUAACCUUUGUUUGUUGAACAAUGCUUUUAGAUCAGAAUAUAAGACCUUAUGGUCAGGACCUAUUGAUGUUUAAGAGAAUAGUACAUGUUCUUCUUAUAGCAUACACCAUUUUUCAGCUUUUGCUGUAACAGAUAUGAUUCAAUUUAUUACUUGGGAGGUGGACUAUUGUUCCGAGUUGUGAUAUGUGCUGCCAGAACAUAAACUAUAUAUAAAAGAGUUUGAAAUAAAUUCCUGCAAUAUGGUAUAAUUUCAAUACCAAUUAGUUAUGAUCCCUUUGAUCUGAAAAUCUCAGUUUCCUGAAAUGACUAGAUAAGAGACAGAAAGUGGGAAAAUUAUGUCUCAGAGAACAUACAAGCAUUGUUAAUUCGUUGUUCUGCAAAUGAAAGGAUUGUAAUCACUACUCGGACUAAAAUAAUUUAAGAAGAAAAAAUUAAGAAAUUAAGAUUUUAGAAACUGUAACAAUUUCAAGGGAUUCAAUAUACAGUCAAAAGGAAAGCAAACUUUCUCCGAAAGAACUUUGGCACUGAUAAAAAAAGAGCUGACUAAUUUCUCGUAAACGGCAUAAAGGAGAAAUUUUACAGCAUGAGAGUUGUCAUCUUUAAUGUUUGCUUAAAUAUAUAAUCCGACUUUUACAUGAAAAAUAUUCCCCCGAAUUGCAUUUCACCGAAAAUCAAUUUCACUUUCAAGCUAAAAUUUCUUCAUUUAAAAGCAAGAAUCAACUCAUUAAUUUAAGAAUAGUAAGAAUAAUUCUCUGUAGAUGUUCAGGCGAAUUACGAUAGAAAUUAUAAAGACGAUAUGUUGAUAAGAGUUUCGUACUCAAGAUCUGAUAUUAAGCUUUGUUUCUGAACAAUAUAUUUUCCUGCAAAAAAGCUUCUAAUAAAAUCUAUUUGCCAUUCGGAAAAGCUUAAAGCUUGUGGGACACUUCAUUUGUCGUGGUGAUCAAAAAAAAAAACACAAACCAACAUCUAGGUAUGAUGUAAAUGAUUCAAGAGUCUAAAACAUAACCUCAACUUAUAAAUAGAAACAUCCUUCGGUAGCAUAAUCUACGAUUUGGACCUAUCAGAUUGCUUAUAAAAUGAAACACCUAAUGAAAAUUCGCAUUUGAUCCGUUAUGUACAUAAUUAUGUGUACACUGCAUACAUCACUUUGUUGUUAAACUAACUGUAUUGGUAAAUUCUCACGAAGUUUGUUAAAUUGCUUUACAUAAUUAAUGCUAUCGAGUGUUUCGUUUAACUAAAUGCAUAUAUGUAAGUUUUGAAAGAGGAAAAAAAUUAAAAUCUAAGAUCACUGCCAUGUUGCAAAUAACUUAUCAAUAAUAAUCAACAAUGUAUAUACAAGUAACUUAAUUUCGUCUGCCAUGUAUUUAUAGCGAAUAAAAGCCUAAUUUAAUGAGCGCAUUUGAUUACAUUUUUUCAUUUCUCAUCUAAUUGAUUUACACACUUUUUAUUUGGUUACCGUUACAUAUCCUGCAUAGCCUGUCUGAUUGCCGAGGGGGCGGAGCAUUGCCAUUUAGUUUAUUGUGCAAUACAAAUACACUGCGGUUAAAAUAAGCCAUAUCAAUUAAUUUGAAUAAAAAAAUUAUACCAAUGCUUACAGAAGAGGAAGCAUAGAAGCGAAUAGAUAUACUCAAGGUGUGGCAACCUUUGAAUGGAGGGUAGUAAUGAAUGUGCUUGGAGGUGUUUAUGAGGGAAGCAAAAAUGUCCAUAUAAACAAAGAUUUGUAUGUGUGUAAAAUUGUAUUGAUAGUGGCACUGAAAGUGGACGCUAAUGAUAUAGGUAUGUAUUGAGCGGCACUAAAUAAGCUUAGCAUAGCAUAGCGGCCAACAGUUUGUAUGCUAAUUAAGUAAUUUAGGUUUGAAUUGAAUUAACAAUUAUAUAUGUAAAUAAAAGAAAGAUGCGAAAGAGAUCUAGCAUUUAUUGAAAAAAAGAACGCAUUUCAGUCAAGCGCAAAAACUAUUCUUAAGUCCCAAUUAAACAUAUUCAUACAUAUAUACGAAAUAUACAACAAAACCGCACACACCAACACACCCAAAGCACGCCGAACAUAAUAAAUUUAGCGACAAUUUAGCAAAGCAAUCCGCAAAUAAUUAGAGAACUUGAAGAAGAAUUAGCAAAAUUAUACUUAUUCUACUUUUAGGUAUGUAAUUUGUAGCAUAGCAUAAAUAUUUGAGCGCAUGCGUGGCGUACACACACAUGUAUAUGUAUGGAAAUCAGUUAGACUGCAAAAUUGUCUGAAAGGCCUUACAAACUUCAUGCUUAGAAACUUACAUACAUACACACGUAUAUAAACAUAUUUAAUGCAAAAAUACUUUUGUUAGUCAAGUGACAAGAAAACUAUAUAGUUAUGUAUGUAGCAGGCGUUUAGAGUGACACUCAUUAGCUAAAAUUCGUCUAAUCUAGUAUGGAACUGUGAAGAUGAAGUUACCCAAGUGACACACAAUACACAACAACAAACACGAGUUAUGCCUUAUUCUAUACUAAACUGAUACAAAAUGAAUUCAAAAUACAAUAAUACUAAUUAUGCAUUACAACAACUACAAAUUAAAGAGUAACAAAUACUCGUAUUUAUGAGCGGCAGUAAGCAUAAUCCUUUGCUAGAUUGAACAUUGGAGCGGAAAGCACACAUUUUAUCUAUUUAAAUUUUAUUUUAUAAUUUCUUUCUUUUUUCUGUAAGUAUAACCUCAUUGAUUUGAAAUAAAUGCAAUGAAUCUCUAAUUGCUCCUGAAAGUAUGUUAAACGGUUUUAUAUCGUAUUAUUGUUUCUCUUUACUGAUUAACAAGGCAAUCACAAAGCUUGUUACGAUUAACCUAACUAUAACCGUACAUAUGCACUAUACUUACAUGUAACACAACAACAACAAAAUGAAUAUGCAACAUCCUCUCACAUAAAGCAUAACAAUUAUUAAGUGCACUCAUAUAUUCAUAUCCUUACGGCAGUAUGUAUGUAUGUGCAUGAGUAGGACUUAGAUACAAUACAUACACGUAUGCAUAUUGUUAGUUAAGAAUGUGUACGCGUGUAAUUGAGACAAGGAAAGCAAUCUUUGGCGAAGACAAUAUACAUUUACAAAAGAUACAAUCCAACAAACAUACUCAUGGUUAAAAGCAAAUUGAACACUCUAGAAAAUUUGCUGCUUCUCUAUCAAGCAUAUACACAGACACACACUCUCAAAUACAUACACACAUACAAUUUAGGAGAGUAAAACUCUCAUAAUCGCAAAAACUCUACAUAUCCGUAGCUUAAUGUAACUAAGUCACAAAUCUUCAUUGUAUGUACUACUGUAAACGAGCAAUGCAACAAAUACAUAAAUGAGCGCAAUUAUUAAUUUUUUUUUUUUUUGACAAUUUACACUUAAUUAUAUUUUUUUUCUAUGGUUUGAAGAUUUCACAAAAGGCGGCUGAUAAGUUUCUGUCUCUUUUUUUUAAUACAGUUUUGAGUACUUAUCGAGACACACUUUAAUUGCUGCAAUUUAAUUCAUAAUUGUUCUUAAUUUGCCAUACAAGGAAGUGAUUAGUUAAUUAAUAUAUUUCUUUUUAUAAAACAUUAUAAUCAAAAAGUCUAUAUUUCCAUUUAAAAUUUAAAAUUUCUAAAACGAAAUCACCUUUUCGACAGCUAUCAAAAUACUAAUUGUUGAAGCUAUAUGAACACCAUUUCUUAAUUGUCUCAGCUAAUUGACUCAUUUUAACAAGUAAGGGGUUCUAUUGUUAUUCACUAAAGCCGGUAAUAUAUUUGUAAAAUUAUAUUCUUGAUAAAAUGACAGAUUUAAAUAGUUUCAAACUUUUUAAUAUGAAAUUUUAAGAACCCAAAGAUAUUCAUCACUGAUGACAAAUAAUGCACUGUUGGAAAGAACCAUUAUAUCGGUGAAACCGUUAACGACAGACGAAACAAAUAGCUCCAUCUCAAAAUUUAAGCAAAUGGCAUAGGAAAUCAAAUCUAAUCAGAAACCAUAUUUAUUCUCUUUGAAUACAUACACAUAUUACCAAUGAUAAUUGCGUUUCAGUCACUUUCAUACAAACCUUCUGCUGGAAAUUGAUGCCCAUUGAUGUGAAGCGAUUCAAGUACUUAGUUCUCUAGCAUUUGGAGUUAACUGGCAACUUUCUAGUUUUAAAUUGAAUAUACAUUAAUUGAUUGAAGGCCUUUUCCUGCGACAAUGUGAUUAUAAUUGAGCAUAAAUUUAAUAAAUGUCUAAUUAAGCCUUUGCACUGAAACUUAUCAGCCGUACCCAGUAAAUAGAAAAUGUAGAAGACAUAUAAAGUGUUCGAUUCAGGUACUGAUUUAAAUCGUUGUGUUUAAGCGAAUUCCCGCCGUAACCCUUAAUAAAAACCGAAAAAUUAUGUAAUAACAGAGAUAUAACAAAGACGAUGCUACUCUCACUCAGUUUUCUGUUCCUCAAACCCCAUACAAAUGAAAACAAUUUGCUAUUAUCUGAGUGUACUUAAAUGCUUUCAUUUAUUCUAUAUAUUAUUAUCAAAUAGCAACAUAAUAACGUAGUUUAUGAAAUUAUUUCGUUUUUGAAAUGAAAAUCAUAAAUUUUCUUUCAAUUUUUAAAUAUUUAAUUAUCAUAAAAGUAAUAUAACCUCAAAAAUGUGAAACAAUUAAAGAUGAAGCUUAAAGUAUUAUAUUUAAACAGCGUCAUACAUAUUUGUAUGUCCGUUGUUGAAUUGUUCGUAUGUAUUUAUUAAAUGUAACAGCAAUUACAACAAUAACAAAAAACAAAACAAAAACCAGCAAGCGUUUUUUUAGAAAAAUUGUAAAAUUCAAGAAUUGCGAAGACGAGUAUUUAAAUUUAAAUUCAUAAAAAUAGUUACCGUUAUUGCAGAUAAAUUACGAUAUAUAUUCACACUUAAUGAAAUGAAAAAGCCAAUUAGAUUUACAUUCGUGUUUGAGUUUCAUUGAUGCGUUUUUAAACAAAACUAACUAAUUUUUUACCUCAUUCAAAGUGGCUAUCAGAUAUAGUAAAAAACAAAAUUAAAUAUAUAAACAAAAACAAAAACCAAUAACUAUGUAUGUUACACAAAUUAUAGCAGCAAUUCGUAUGAAUUGAAAAUUAGUCAAAUAAAUUUAUUGAGUGUGUGGAGACCGAUGUCGAUGAUGGAUGUAGAUGCGUUGUGGUGACUUUUCUGGUGGUGUACUCACCUGUACAUGCAUAACCGAAAACGAAACUAAAACAAUAGCAACAAAAACAUAAAUUAAUGAGUAAAUAUACAAAUAUAGAUACUUUCGAUACAUACAAACAAAAGUAAAUGCGAAUGCAAUAACCACGCAUAAAUAAGUAUACAUACCCACACACACACACACUCACACACACCUACACACAUAUACAUGUAUGGUAAAAAUAGCGAAUACUAACAAAUUAAAAUAACAAUAAAAACAAAACUUAAAUAUUAAUACUAAGUAAAAUAAAAUACCAAAAGAUUACACUCAUGGUCAGCAGAAAAUUACAUAUACUCAUGUAUAUGUAUGCAAUACAAAUUCUAUAAUGAUUCAAAUGAAAAAAUGAUUGAUACAAAGAACAAUAGAAAAAUGAAAAUGGAAAAAAGAAAAAAUUUAAAUUAAAUUUAAAGAUAAUGGUAAUACCCGAGGAGGUUUAAAUUAUAAUACAAAUAAUAUAGCAGCAAAUUUUUCUGUAAACAAAUUUUUUAACAAAUUCGGUGAUCUACGAUAUUAAUAAAUACUAUUAUAAACUAUAGAACCAUAAAUAAAUACUAUUUAAAGAAGUAUAUAUACAUACACAUAUAUAGUAUAUAUAUAUAUAUAUAUAUAUUAUUAAUAAAAAAUAUAAAUAAAAUAAUGUUUUUUAAGCAAACAAAUAAAAGUAAAUAAAUAAAUUAUUAAAUAAAUACUUAUACAUAUAUAUAUAUAUAUACAUAGUUAAGUAAUAAUAAAUAAAUUAACAUUAAAUUAUGUAAUAGACAAAGGAGAAAAAAAUUAAAAAAAAAAAAAAACAAAUUAAAUGGAAAACAAAUGAAUAUAACAAAUAACUUAACAGUGAAAAUGAACAAACAACUUGAACACCUAAAGACACGAGAAAAAAUAAAAAAUGAGAUAAAAGUAAACAAAUCACAGACACACACACCCAUAAACAACACAGUUGAAAAGGAAAUGAAAGUAUUU